AUGGAAGAAGAACUUAUAGAAGCUUCAAAUUUCGAGAUCUUAACUCAUGAAGUUGUUUGGGCUAACUGAUCAAAAAUGCUGGAAAUAACGAAAAAUGCGAUCUUUGGGUCAUUUUUGAAGCUUUAUAGGGCAAAGAAAAAAAACUCAUCUUUCCACAAUUUGAACCCAAAAAUAGCCCAGGUUUUAUCAAACCUUAUUAUUUCGCUUCAGAUUAUAAGAUUAAACUGAGGUAGAAAUUUUAAAUCGGACAAUUACGCAGAAAUACAUUGAAACGCUUUUGGCUAUAUAAGCAUGGAUCAAAUCUGCGCUCAAGCAGGAAUUCUAGAUGGGUGCUUUAUAGGCUAUAGCUGUUUAAUAUUUUUAACUGUAGCUUCACUACUAUUAUUAGCAAUAAGAAGCUAUAAAGAUGAACAAUUUUAUUCCCAUUUUAUUAUUAUCCCAAGUGCACUGAUAUCUAUUCUCUCGACAAUUUGGCUUAUUCCAUCCACACUUAUCCUUGCUGUGACAUUCAAAUAUUCAGUAAUGAGGAAAAAUGAUAUGUUUGAAUAUGACUCAUGCACCAAUUGCAAUUUGAAUUUUGGUUGAUCUGGCAUUUUUGUCUCAGCUGCAAACUUAUUCUUGAUGCUAUUUUUAGUAUAUGGAAAUGAAAUUUUUCAAGCUGAAUUAAGGCAUACUUUUGCACCCCAAAAUUUAAAAGCAAGAGCUCAUUCUAUUAUAGAUAUCGAUAUGGUGAUUUUUUCUUUUAUUUUGCCAAUUGUCUAUGUGUUUUUGAGCAAUUUUAGUGCAUAUUUUCAUCAAGCAAUUCUUAUUAUGUACCCAUUAUAUAUUAUCUUCAAAACAAUAAAGUGCAACCCUUACUGCAAUUAGAAAUAAAAUUGUGACGUCGGGAAUAAGAUGAGCUCGAAGAUAUAUCUCUCUGGAGCAGAUAGGACCGUCUUGACGAAGCUGAAAAUAGUGCCUCUGUCACUUUUUAAAGUAAGCCUCCUGGCUUGGGAUGCCUGCUGAAGAGGAGAGUUUUGUUUCUCCCUGGGUUUUCUCUGUCCCUGCCCCAGGAUAGACAGGUUUUGCAUCUCAUUUAGUCUUAGAUUAUUGGGACUAAUGGGCAUACUAAUAUGUGGAUCUAAACUAGGGACUUAAUACCAGAUAGAUUGACUAGUGGCCCUUCAAUUUAUGGCCUUAUAAUACUUAGCUUACUACAAUUUAUUUUCGAAUAUAGUUGUAAUUGCCAGAAAUUUAGGAAUAAUCCUAACAACUUUAGGCUUUAUUAUAGGCGAUGCUAUUGAUGAUUCACUAAUUCCAAUUAUUUUUUUUUGAUUUGUUAACCCUAUAGUAUUGCUCAUAUUAUUACAUUAUUUAGCAAAAAAAUUUAAAAAUUCAGAAAAAAACAUAAAUUUGAUAUCGAAUCAGUAUGAAUUCGAAAAUCAUUUCAGAUGCAUAUUAAUGGACGAAGCAACAGAAGAUCCAGAAAAAGUGCUAAAAGAAUUUGAAGAAGCUUUAAAAAAGCCUUGAUUUACAAGAGAUAAGCUUUUUAUCAUUUGGCAAACAAAUUUUUGCCUUUAUGUACUUAAAAAUGAAAGGCUUGCCAGGAUCCGACUCCAUAAAAUAUUCUAUUGUAAGUCAACAAUAGAAAGCUAUUACCAAGAAUGAGUCAUUUCUUGUCUUCUCGAAAAAAAUAACAUCGGAAAAUAUGAAGACAUAGGCACAAUAUUUUAUUUUUUGGAGUUAGAAAAAAUCAAAACUAAGGACAAAUUUCUAUGCCAUAAAUUAGCUGAUUUUUGGAACGAAGUUGUAGCUCAAAAGCCAAACUUUGAUAGACUUGAGGUCUUGGCAAAUCAUGUAUCAAUAAACUUAAAAGCUGUUAAUAAAGGAUAUUCAUGUCUUACCAAAAAGUUUCCUAGCAGAACUGCUUGCCAUGAUCUUUACGGGACUCUUCAAAUUAAUAUCCUUAGAAAGCAAGAAAGUGGAAGUAGCAUGCUCCUAAAAAAAGGAAGCCUCUAUUCUACAAAUCUGAAAGAAUCUAAGCACAAAUCCCUCCCAUUUUCCGAUUCAAAUGGGUUUCUCAUUAUUUCUGCUGAUAAGAGUACACUUGGACUCGUUGUCUAUGCAAACAGUAUAGCAGCAAAAAUUUUAAAGCAGCCAAUAAAUGGUAUUGUUGGAUCAAAUUUACGCACUUAUGUUCCAUACCCAUACUCGACACACCAUGAUAAGUACUUGAAAAAUUUUAUAACUACUUGCACAGAUCCUGAAGCAAGCAUUGGGAUGUCGCAUUUUCUCCAAACUGAAAGGGGGUAUUUAGUGGAAUCCAAUUUUGAGCUACAUUUUGUAUCUUUGAUUAAGCAUAUCUACUUUGUAGCUAUAAUGAAGCCAAUGCUAAAAAAACGUGAGUGCGCUGUUCUUUCAGAUAAUGGAAUGAUUUAUGCACAUAGUGAGCACUUUUUACAAUAUAUAGAAUGUCCAAAAUCGACAGGAAGAGGCGAAAAUAUGAAUGAUCUCAUCCCUGAUUUUGAUUUUUCUCUUUUGAAAUCAGGGUACCCAAUAUUGGUAAACCAGAAUAAGAAAUCUAUUUUAUUUGUUUUGAAGCGAAUAACCAAAAAAUCAACAACCUUCAAUUUACUACUCUUAAUUCAUAAGAAAGAAGAGAUGGAUGAAUGAAAUAAAGGAGAGGAUGAGUGGCAGAAAGAAUUAGAAGAAAGCUGGCCAAGCAAUUUCGAAUGAAAAGAUUUCAUUUCUAAGGAAAAGCUUAUAAACCGAGAAGAAAUAAACGAAGAAAAUUUAGAUUACCAAGAAUUUAUUGAACGAGAUAAUAUUGAGACUGUUGCAAGUCCGGCACUAAAUGGAAGCAGCCAAUCAUCUUCAAUAUCUUUGAGUAAUUCCUAUUUAGUCGUUGGAGAAAAAAUCAUGAAAAAGGCUCAAAUGGUUCUAAACUCAAUCAAAUGAUCACUAUUGAUCUCAAUUAUGGUACUAAUUUCAAUAAAUCUUGGCAUUUUGAUAUACAUCUGAGCAGAGGUCAACCAUUCUGCUAAUUUAGCAAACAUUGAUCACCUUGCAUCAUUAAUGCGGCACAUAACUGUUCUUGCUCAUUUAUCUCGAGCGCUAAGCCUCGCUGCUGAAUAUUCUGCUCUCAAUAUAACUUUUUAUCAAGUGUCUUUGGCUGAAAGUAUAAAUAUUCUAGACUCCUUGCACCAUCCUAUAUUAUCAGACUAUAAAAAAUGGGAUUAUUGCUCCAGCUCUGACAUUGUGAAGCAUAAGUUAAUUCCAAUGUGGAGUUUAAACACCCCAUAUCCUAUUUAUUACAACUUAUAUGAUAUGAUAGCUAAAUUCAUUGAUCAUGUAAAAUCCAUUUAGGGAAGAUCUUAUCAAAAUUCAGUAGGAAAAAAUUAUGAUUACCAAGAUGUUGAAUUUUUUUUAAUAGUUAAUAGCCUAGGCCAAAGUUAUAAAAUUUUGAAUGACUCACUUAAUGGGCUGAUGGAGUGUGAAAUAAAUAGAAUAAAAGAGAGCGAUGAAAUUAUUGUUAUUUUAUAUGUGAUAGGAUUUUCUUUAAUUGGCCUCGUCGGUGCAAUAUUUUUAAUCCUUAUGAUUAAUUUGCAUAAAAAUUAUAAUCGAAUUUGAAAUUUUAUCAGAAAGCAUGCAGCUAUUGCGUACAAAGAUCUUAUCAAAAGCUGCUUCGAUAGACUGACAACUAUUCAUGAUAGCGAUCAUAGCCAGCAAGUUCUUAAAAGAUUGAAGCAUCAAAAGGGCUCUAUAAAUGAAAAGUUUUCAAAGAAAUUUGCUAUUCUUUGCUCGAUAAUAAUAUUUAUAUCAUUUUUCCAGAAUUUUAUUGUGGGAUAUGUAUUAUAUCCUCCCUGCAAACAAAAUUUAAUAAAGAGAUACCGACUUUUGGAGGCUUAUCACAAUCGUAUCGGGCAAAUUUCGGAAGCCUGCUAUUGGAUUUCUGUGUUGUCAUUUAGUAAAAAUAGUUCAUCUGAUAGCCUUCUUAGUAAAUUUUAUGAUUUUCCUAAUGCUAAUCAUAAUAUUUUUGAUAUUGUCAAAAGAUAUCAGAAUACAUUACAUGUCACCUCAAGCAAAAAGUAUCGAGGAUUAUUUUCAAACACGCUAAAAAAACAAGUUUUUGAGUCUUUGCCUGGCACUUCAGACGAUUAUUUUGAUUUGGGAAUUUACUCUGCUUCUCUUCUUAUGAAUCAGGAAAUGAUAUUUUAUGCUUAUUCGAAAGUUGAAUAUAUAGGAGAAGAAAUUAAUACACUUUUUGUAAGGGCGUGAAAUUUGCAAAAUAUGAUAAUGAAAGCAACUCCAUUGCUUGUUUCAAACUCAAAGAGCUAUGUUAAUGAUAAAGUGAGUCACAUAAUUUAUAUGGCAAUCAUCUUUGCAAUUCUUUAUUUUCUAGCUUAUUUUCUUUUGUAUUGACCUGCCAUUAUAAGGGAGCACCAUAAAUUGCAAAAACUUUAUGAUAUUUCCCAGCUCGUUCCUAGAUAA
This is a messenger RNA of Blepharisma stoltei, 4470 nucleotides long. NCBI's taxonomy places the organism in Eukaryota, Ciliophora, Heterotrichea, Heterotrichida, Blepharismidae. The record is from the annotation of a GenBank genome assembly.